AUUAAAGCAAGCACUCCUGGAGUCCAGGCUUAAUUUUCUCCACUGGCUUGUUUGGGAACUGGCCUCUUCUAAGCUCUGUAGUAGCAUUAACUUGCUCGGCUGCCGGCUGAACGACAGCUGAUCCUGGGACUCUUUAAGGCGGAGUCCUUGCCAAACGCACCCAUCUCCACCCUCAACCCCACUCGUCUCUCUCGGCGGUCUAGGACCACCAGGAUCAAUUUCGGGGUUUUCUUUCUCCAGUAAGAGUUGGCAGAAGAGGCUUGAAAACAAAAAGAGGAGGCAGAGGAAAAGAAGUAACAGUAGAGCUGUGAAUUCUUUUGGACAGUUGAUGAUAUUUAUCAUUGUGCCCAGUUUCUACACAUAAAAGAUGGGUGGAUUAUUUUCUCGAUGGAGGACAAAACCUUCAACUGUAGAAGUUCUGGAAAAUAUAGAUAAGGAAAUUCAAGCAUUGGAAGAAUUUAGGGAAAAAAAUCAGAGAUUACAAAAAUUAUGGGUUGGAAGAUUAAUUCUCUACUCUUCGAUUCUCUAUCUGUUUACAUGUUUAAUUGUAUACUUGUGGUAUCUUCCUGAUGAAUUAACAGCAAGACUUGCCAUGACACUUCCAUUUUUUGCUUUUCCAUUGAUCAUCUGGAGCAUAAGAACAGUGCUUAUUUUCUUCUUUUCCAAGAGAACAGAAAGAAAUAAUGAAGCACUGGAUGAUUUAAAAUCCCAGAAGAAAAAAAUACUUGAAGAAGUCAUGGAAAAAGAAACUUAUAAAACGGCUAAGUUAAUUCUUGAAAGGUUUGAUCCAGACUCAAAGAAAGCAAAGGAGUUUGAGCCGCCAUCUGCUGGAGCAGCUGUAACUGCAAGACCUGGACAAGAGAUUCGUCAGCGAACUGCAGCUCAGAGAAACCUUUCUCCAACACCCGCGAGCUCUAGCCAGGGCCCUCCUCCACAAGUUCCAGUAUCUCCUGGACCACCAAAGGACAGUUCAGCCCCGGGUGGACCCCCAGAAAGAACUGUUACUCCAGCCCUAUCAUCAAAUGUGUUACCAAGACGUCUUGGAUCCCCUGCUACUUCAGUGCCUGGAAUGGGUCUUCAUCCUCCGGGUCCACCUUUAGCAAGACCCAUUCUCCCCCGAGAACGAGGUGCUCUGGAUAGAAUUGUUGAAUAUUUAGUUGGUGAUGGUCCACAAAACAGGUAUGCCCUUAUAUGUCAGCAGUGUUUUUCUCAUAAUGGCAUGGCUUUGAAAGAAGAAUUUGAAUACAUUGCUUUUAGAUGUGCCUACUGUUUUUUCUUGAAUCCUGCAAGAAAAACUAGACCUCAGGCUCCAAGACUUCCAGAGUUUAGUUUUGAGAAGAGGCAGGCAGUGGAAAGCUCAAGUUCAGUUGGUCCCUUGCCCUCAAGAAGUGUGAUUUCAUCAGAGAACCAGAUCAGUGAAGAAUCUGUACAAGAACAAGAUGUUCUUGAUAGCAGUACAGAGCAGACAGAUGAGAAAAUACCAGAUACAGAGCAGACAAACCAAGGGGCUGAAAAAGUAUCUGGCACAGAGGAACCAGAGGAGAAACAAGAGGCCAUGAAUGAGGACGCCUCAGUGAAUGAAGCCAAAUCGCCGGUCCCCAGAGCUGAUUCUAUUCCUAAUCCUGAACUCAGUGGAGAAUCUUUGAUGGCCAUGUAGUAAAUGCUUCCACGUGCCUUCAACUGGAUAUUUGUAGUCUUUUUGAUGUCAGUUAUUGCUUUCUUGGUGGUGCUUUCUUUUUUUUCCCCUAAGGUUAUGCUUGAUAUCACUUGAAUUUAGAUUGCUUGGCUAUUUCAAUAUGUCAAAGUUGUAGCUCCUGGGUGUUAAAUUAAAGGCAAGUGAUAGCAGUAAAGUAAGAACCUUUGGAAUGUAUAAAGACCCACGCUGUUUAGCCGGCUUUUAGAUGUUUUCUUCUACUCUAAAAGUAAACAAAAUAGCAUUCUUGUUUUCUCUAUGUGUGACCUGUAAAUAGUACCAUUUUGACAUAGGAAGAACUUUGGUUAUGAAUAAGUUCUAAUGGUGUUCAUUUUAAGGAAUGAAACUCAAUUAAGAUUUUUAAUCAUUCAUCAUCAAAAAUGGGUAGAAUUUUAAUUCUUGAGAUAUUUGCAGGGGGGAUGUCUAUUUAGGCAUUUACAUUAAGUGGUAAGAAAGUUAUAACUGUAACUAUAUAGGCAUUGGUACGAAUUCUCAGUAAGAAUGCAAUUGAACAGUCAAGUGCAGUGUUUCUUUUUUGAUGUUUCUUAUUUUGCAGCUGGGCCAAAGGCACAUGAUGUAUAUAAUUAGCUUAUGUUUAUAUAUUAACACAUAGGAAAUAUCUCUGCACUUGACUGUACUUGAAUUCUGAGCAUUAUUUAUACUUGUAAAAUAAUGGUGAUAUAUAAGUGAAUUUUGUGCUCUUGCGUGUAUUUUGUUAAGGAAAAUAAAGAUGAUCUGGCUGC
Messenger RNA from Zalophus californianus (California sea lion), 2436 nucleotides. It is a transcript of the gene LNPK, whose product is annotated as lunapark, ER junction formation factor. The record is from RefSeq and is a predicted model, not a curated record. The transcript is spliced from 13 exons. Lineage: Eukaryota; Metazoa; Chordata; Mammalia; Carnivora; Otariidae. The coding region runs from base 368 to 1657 and encodes 429 amino acids. Gene Ontology annotation, cellular component: endoplasmic reticulum tubular network. Gene Ontology annotation, biological process: endoplasmic reticulum tubular network organization.